UGCAUUUCUACGAAAUGUGCAGUUAAAAUGCGCAUGUGCGAAUAUUUUCGAAAGUGAUCAAUAAACGAAUUUCAAGUGAAAGACUUGUAAUGUCAUAUAAAAGAUACAAGACGGUGCUUUGAACUAGGUCGUGAUAAAUCCUCUUAUGACGGUUCUUCGAUAGGAGCUCAAGCCAUCCGUCGCAGCUCGUGUCCAUUUCAGCGAAGGAAUUUUCCAAAAAUUUGAUUGAUUGUGAUCCCAGUGUUGUGCAAAUUUGGAAAUAAGUGUGUGAAAUCACUGCGUUGUUCCAGAAGUAAGUGUGUUUAGUUUAUAUUGUCUGUGACGAGUGGAAAGAAACAAAUUUCGUUGGAGGUCGAACUGCUUCCCCAAACUAAUCAAUCGAAGAACCACAAGAAAAAGUGCAUUGAAAACUCCAUUUGGAAUAAAUUGUUUGCCACAGUUUGCUGUCCAAAGUCUCAAGGAAUAGAUAACUCAAACUAGUAUGGCUGCCGGAGAUCCAAAAUGGCAAAAGGAUGCGUCCGAUCAAAACUUCGACUACAUGUUCAAACUGCUCAUCAUCGGUAAUUCCAGUGUUGGUAAAACGAGUUUUCUAUUCCGAUAUGCCGAUGAUUCGUUUACGUCCGCCUUCGUCUCUACGGUUGGAAUUGAUUUCAAGGUGAAAACGGUGUUUCGGCAUGAUAAGAGGGUCAAACUUCAAAUUUGGGACACUGCUGGACAGGAGCGAUAUCGAACAAUCACCACUGCAUAUUAUCGAGGUGCCAUGGGAUUUAUUCUAAUGUAUGAUAUUACAAACGAAGAGAGCUUCAACUCUGUUCAAGAUUGGGUAACACAAAUCAAAACGUACUCCUGGGACAACGCACAAGUCAUUCUCGUUGGAAACAAGUGCGAUAUGGAAGAUGAGCGCGUAAUAUCGUUCGAACGCGGUAAGCAACUGGCAGACCAGCUGGGCGUUGAAUUUUUUGAAACGUCCGCUAAAGAAAAUGUGAAUGUGAAGAAUGUAUUUGAAAGACUAGUGGAUAUUAUCUGCGAUAAAAUGUCGGAGAGCUUAGAUUCCGAUCCAACACUUGUGGCAGGAGGUCCCAAAGGCCAACGGCUAACGGAUCAGCCGCAGGGUCCACCAAACGCCAAUUGUAACUGCUAAAAAUCACUUUGUAGCGUUCAAUCAACACCGAGUCGAAUAAAGAAGCAUACGAUUAUAUUGCUACUAGGAUAUCCACCCUCUUUAUCGCUGAAAAACAACCAGAAAACAAAGACAUCCAACUACGUACGUGGUACAUUAGAGAAAUUGGAAGCAUUUUGGAUUGGAAGAAUUGUUCAUAUCGUAAAGCAUAAUGGCGUUGUCUUUUCCGUUGCUCUAAAAUUUGUUAGAAAAAAAUUAAGAUCGUUUAACUGUGGGGUAGGCAUAUUAGGUUCGACAAUUUGAGGUUCAAAAUCACACCAGGUGGUCUGGAAUUCUGUAAGAAUGGUUGUCAUUUUUGUCUGGAGCAGAAUGUCUACAAAUAUUAUUGGAACAAACUGAUAAUGUCAGUUAGUGAAUUAACCAAUAGGAUGUAGCAAAAUCGGAAAGUUUUGUUAGUAGACGGAGCACUCAUUUACAAACACAGUUCGAAUAUCUAGGUAUGUUGUUCUAGUGUAGACAAUAAACAUAAGCGAAAGUUGUGGACGUUCUGUGGACCGAAGUGCAAAAAUUUGGGCCAUAUUGGAUUUAUGUUGCAGCUCCUGACACGCAAAACAUCAGUAUUAAACAUAACGGAAAUAAUCCGGAAUGCGUUACAAUCAGCUACCAAUUCUCAGCAUUAUUUAGAUCAGCAAAAAAUGGAAGCAUGGUGUGUCAAACUAAGAUGAUUUUUCAUGUUUUAUUUUUAUUUUUUCAAAAUACGCAGUCAAUUGAUUUAAAGAAAGCAAAAUAACUAGCAGCAUUCCUUGACAUACGACAAACCUCAUCAAAAAUUAGUUGAGUAGAUGAAAUUCAGCGUAACGAGCAUACAUUACAAAAACAAUUUGCCGAUGGUGUAAAUAAUUUCCUUCAUAGCAUCGCUCAUCAUGACAAACGAUCAUUUUUGUUCGAACAUGUUGUAGGAACCCAUGUGGGUGAAUCUUCCGAGUAAUCUGCAUCUAUCUAAUAAAUAAAACAAGAUAAAACUAACGACAUCGACAGAUUCACCAAAGAUACAAAUAGACAUACACGUGCAUAUUGCAGCAUAACGAACCUUUUUCGUCGAACUUUGAAAAGUACUGUGAGUUAUACGUUCAAAAAAGAUGGAUAAAUGGUAUUAGAAAAAAAAAAAAAAACGAAUUACAGCAACUGAAUGAUGUUCUUAAUGUAUCCAUCAUUUUCAUGCAUGUUUUUUCAUUGUGUAAUGGAGUUUAAAAUAAAGGGAUUCAUCUAAACAAAUAUAAAAUCGAAAUCAUCUGCAUGUGCCUACGAUAGCUGAGAGAUGUUCUCCGACAAACUGAAUUCAAUUUGGCCAUCGUUUUUUCCUGAGCAGGAAAAAUCGGUUUUGAGACUUUCUCUGUUGUUGUUAGUGCUUUUCUUCACCCAUGAUAUGGCGAGUAAGCUACGCUCCACUGGUUUCCAACAGAAAAAUAAUAUGUCUGUCUGCAAAAUUCUGUUAACUUAAAAACAGAAAUUGAUCUGGAAAGAACAUUUAUUGUAUGAGUCGCACAGAAUAACUGCUUCACAGCGUUUUGUAAUUGUAAAGCAUUUCCGUUAUUUUUAGUUGGUUCAUUCGCUACAACACACUUACAGACAGGAGUUAUGCGUCGGAAAUCUUGUUAACUAUAAAUGCACUACUGUAAAUCAUUUAGAACGGAUAUUACAAAUUUGUUCCCAAACACAAACAAAAUAAACAGCGGAAAAUAUUUUGUACAGGAUUAAUUCUUACACAAAUUUAUUCAACACACAUAUUAUUUUUUUUAUCAAACCCCCUUAAAGUAAAUUCGAAUCUAAUAUGUACACUAACAACUAAUUUGCCCAUAACUUAAUCAAUGAAAGAAAACAAUUAACGUAUAAACGUACUACAAAACAAACAAAAUUAAAGUAAUUAUCAUUAUUGUUGUAAUAAAUAAACUAUAUAUACAGACUAAUAAGCAGAGAAAUAUAACGAAAAUCCAUACCAAAAAAUA
Molecule: messenger RNA, 3126 nt
Organism: Aedes albopictus (Asian tiger mosquito)
Lineage: Eukaryota; Metazoa; Arthropoda; Insecta; Diptera; Culicidae
Gene: Rab3
Product: ras-related protein Rab-3
Exons: 6
Coding region: 482-1141 (219 amino acids)
Biological process (GO): regulation of exocytosis; protein localization to plasma membrane; protein secretion
Cellular component (GO): synaptic vesicle; endosome; plasma membrane
Molecular function (GO): myosin V binding; GTP binding; GTPase activity
Source: RefSeq, a predicted model, not a curated record